Molecule: messenger RNA, 504 nt
Organism: Arabidopsis lyrata subsp. lyrata
Lineage: Eukaryota; Viridiplantae; Streptophyta; Magnoliopsida; Brassicales; Brassicaceae
Product: non-specific lipid-transfer protein 2
Exons: 1
Coding region: 106-402 (98 amino acids)
Biological process (GO): lipid transport
Source: RefSeq, a predicted model, not a curated record
AGCUCCACCUUCCUCAAAAACAUCUCAUCAUCAAAAUCUCAAACAUAUAUUUUCUAAGAAAAACAAAAAACUACAGGUUGAUAAGAGUUAUUAAAAUUAAAAGACAUGAAAUUCACAACUUUAGCAUUCAUUGUCUUUGUUCUAUCGUCGGUGGCUCCAAUAUACGGAGGGAUUGUUAAAGUUUCGUGGGACGAGAGGAAAGAGGCAUGCAUCGUAACAAAAUUGCAACCAUGCCUACCAGCGGUAACAAACGAAAGCCCACCAUCAACAGAAUGUUGCAGAAAAUUGAAAGAACAACAUUCAUGUUUUUGUGAUUACUUGCAAAACCCACAGUUUAGUCCAUAUAUUACAGCUGGUAAAAAAGUCUUAGCGGCUUGUAAAAUACCUUAUCCUAAAUGUUGAAGUUUUGAAUAUUUAUAAAUUAGUCAUUAAUGUAAAAUUUAUCAAAAUCAUAUGUAAUAAUAUUAAUGUUGAUCAUUGGAAUCUAUAAAUAUGUUGUCAUGA